Messenger RNA from Spirodela intermedia, 825 nucleotides. The record is from the annotation of a GenBank genome assembly. NCBI's taxonomy places the organism in Eukaryota, Viridiplantae, Streptophyta, Magnoliopsida, Alismatales, Araceae.
AUGGGUGAGAGAGAGAUCCAGGACACCAUGACUGUCGACUCGUUCUCCCAGCUCCCCUUCUUCCGCCCACCUCCUUCCGCGAGAGAGAACUCCAGCCCCACCGCAAGCAGCUCCAUCCGCCUCUUUGGCAUCGACUUUCCGGACGCGGCCGAGGACGAACGCUCCCCAAAAGGGGACGACGGUGGAAACACGGCCAAGGGCUCUGCCGGCGGUGGCGGUGGCGGUGGCGGUGGCGGUGGUGGUGGCGGCGGGGGGGGAGAUACUGGGCGGAGGUUCGAGUGCCACUAUUGUUGCAGGAACUUUCCCACGUCGCAGGCCCUUGGCGGCCACCAGAACGCGCACAAGCGUGAGCGGCAGCACGCCAAAAGGGCUCACCUGCAGUCCACCAUGGGUGCCCACCAGUACCAGCAGGCCCUCGGCGGCGCCGCCGCAGAGGGCAGCAUCUAUGGCUUCAUGGCUUCCGCAGCGCGGCUAGGCGUCGACCACGCCUUCAAGCCACCAGUUCUCUCCCCCCACUACCCUUCUUCGACGACCCUAGUCGGGGCUCCCUUCUACGGCGCUUCUGGGCUGAUCUCUCAGCCCGUUCCAAGUAUGUGGAGAAUCCCCCCCGUGCAGCGCGCCAGCCUUCCGCCGACACAACUGGACCGACCGGCGGCGAUGACUCUCUUCAGUGGCGAUGGUUCGAGAGCGUUGGGUAGCAUUGCACGGAUUGGUGGCGGCGGGAUCACUGGUUCACCCUCGUCGUCUUCGUCGCCGGGGGGCAGACUGGUUUAUGAGGCGGCUUCUGGUAUGAAGGACCACCUGAGCCUGGAUUUGCAUUUGUAA